AUGAAUUAAUAAGUGCAGACUAAAGCUGCUUCUUAAUUAUAGUUUAUUGUUCCUCAAAAGGCAUAAUUAAUUUUCGAUAUUAAUUAAGCAUACUAGGCUUAUUCUUUACCAAAAAUUUAAUAUAGAUAAUAAUUACCAGAAUUACCAGAUAUACCUUCAAAAUCCAUAAAGUAAUUUGAUGAAAAAUAAGAAUAAUCUAAACUCAAGAAUGAUAAUUAAAUUUUUAAGGAAUGGAAUGUUAAUUACUAAGAGGAUAUAUUGUAUAUUCAAUUAAAUAAUAUAGAAAGAGAUUAGCAAACAAUAAAUAACUGAAAGCUCAAUAAAAUACAGAUUUAUUAGAUAAUUUAAGAUCAAUUUCAAAGGAGCCUCCAAAAAAGAAAAAUCGAAUGCAUAAAACUAAGUUUAAAAUAGUAAAAAAUGAAAAGAAUCAUCCAAUCGUCGAAUAGACAAUGUGUUAAUAUAUUUCUUAAAAGUAAUUUAAAUAACAAAAUUAGUAUUUAAACUCAGGUGCCUGGAAGUGCAAAUAAUUAAGAUUAUGAUACUAGCGCUCCUUUUUUUAUUCCAACCCUAGAAUUUGCAGAAUAAUUGAAUGAAGAAAAGCAAACAUUUAAAAAAGUAAUAAAUAAAAUUAAUUUGAAAAGAAAUAUGGAUUCGAUGAUGUGACUUUAAGAAAGAAUAAAUUAAUUUUAGAAGAAGUCGUAUUGUUGAGAUUAUAGAAAAAAGAGAAAAUAAGACAGAAAAAUUAAAUAAUAAAUUAAGUUAAAAAAGAUAAUGAUAUCGAUUAAUAGCAAAAGAAUAAAAUUAAAAUAUAAUAUUGA
This is a messenger RNA of Paramecium sonneborni, 818 nucleotides long. The record is from the annotation of a GenBank genome assembly. NCBI's taxonomy places the organism in Eukaryota, Ciliophora, Oligohymenophorea, Peniculida, Parameciidae.